AUGAAGUGUGGAAAGUUGCAGGUUGCUUUGGCCAGGAGAAAGUCAAUAAGACAAACUUUAUCUAUUGAAACAAAUCUUAAGAAAUGCCUCUCUACCUUCGAUCUCAUUUCAUUGGGGAUCGGAUGUACUUUGGGAUGCGGCAUAUAUGUGGUGACUGGUGAGGUUAUCAGGAACAUCACUGGACCAUCGGUCGUUCUGAGUUUUCUUAUUGCGGCUUUUGCUUCUAUGCUGGCAGCAUUCAGUUAUGCCGAGUUUGGAGCCCGUGUUCCGAGAGCAGGAUCUGCCUACAUUUACAGUUACGUGACAGUCGGAGAAGGAUGGGCGUUUGUAAUCGGCUGGAACUUGAUACUGGAAUAUGUUAUCGGAGCGGCAAGCACCGCAAAAGCCAUAAGUACGUAUUUGGAUUCGUUGAUGGGCAAGAAGAUAAGCACGGCCAUGGUGUCAGUUAUGCCCCUCAACACUCACUCGCUCUCUCCAUACCCUGAUUUCGUCGCGUUUGGUUUUGUUGCGUUGCUGACAGUCAUUGUUUGCAUCGGAAUACACGAAUCGUCAUUUCUGAACAACAUCUUUACCCUCAUAAACAUUUCUAUUCUCGUGUUUGUCAUUUUCUUUGGAGCAUUCCAGAUAGAUACUUCCAACUGGAGCAUACCGACUGAAAAGGUUCGUGAUGUUUCUAUAUGCCUAGCAUCUAAAAGCUAUCAACCAUCAGAUUACGGUACGGGCGGUUUCUUCCCGUUUGGUUACUUGGGCGUCAUGGCGGGAGCCAGCAUUUGCUUCUAUAGCUACAUCGGAUUUGAUGUCAUCACUGUCGCUGGUGAAGAAACUGUCAGUCCUCAAAAAUCAAUACCAAUAUCUAUCAUGGUGUCUCUUCUUGUCUGCUCUACUGCAUACGUUUUGCUCUCUGCGGUGCUGACCAUGAUGGUUCCUUACUACUCUCUCGAUCCGGAGUCUCCGAUAUCUUCUGCAUUUUCCCUCCUUGGAUGGAAAGUUCCGGCGAUCGUUAUUAACAUUGGAGCCGUCGUCUGUAUUAUUUCAAGUUUGCUGACAUAUGUCCUUGCCAUGCCCAGAAUAUUCUACGCCAUGGCAUCCGAUGGCUUGUUAUUCAAGUUUCUCGGAAAUAUUAACCAGAGGUUUAAAACUCCAGUCAAUGCAACGCUGGUUUCAGGAUUGUUCACAGGGAUACUGUCCAUGUUUUUUGAACUGAUAGACUUAGUUAACAUGAUGUCCAUAGGUACCUUGCUAGCGUACACGCUGGUGAGUAUAUGCGUUUUGUUGCUCAGAUAUAAACCAGAAGUUGAACAAAAGGAUAAUGAAAUGAGUAACAUAGUUCAUGCUGAAGCUGAUGAAAAGGACAUGGAAAUGGAAGUUGCCAACAAGAAAAGUUUCGUUAACAAGUUGAAAUGUUUGUGUUUUCUGUCACCAGAUUGCAGUUCAGCACCAAAUAAAAAGUCGUUUAUGAUUGUUUCCAUCUGUCUGGCACUCAUUGUGCUGCUGACUUUGCUGAACACGAUGAUGGCAUACUUGUGGUUCUAUGGUUGGAUACCCAGUCUGGUAGUCGUCAUUUGUUUCGUUGCUUUAUUCUUCUUAUUGACGGUUUAUUGCAUCAUCAUCAUAGCAAAUCAGCCGAAACAUAAACCUGAAUUAUCUUUUUUGGUGCCACUGGUUCCCCUUCUUCCCAUCGUCAGCGUCAUUGCCAACAUUUACCUCAUGCUCAACUUGUCCAAAAUGACUUGGUUGAGAUUUCUUAUAUGGAUGAUCAUCGGAAUUUUCAUCUACUUUGGAUACGGUAUGCACCAUAGUUCGGAAAUCAAUGAAACAAAAGAGCUGAAAACCGGCGCGAAAGAAGAUUAUAACAAACUUGAAGGAUUAAAUGAGGAAAGUAAAAUCGUUCCAAAUGAAAGUAUUGUUGUCACAGAGUAAUUCAACGCUGUCCGUUCUUGUUCUUCAUAUUCAGAAGUUCAACCAGUCGGGUUUAUAAUUUAGUCAUUGUUGUUUGAAUCAAUUAGUCACUUGUUCAAAAGUAUGUGAAAGUGUAUAUUAUUUAACCAAUUUUAAACAAAAAAUACAUUUUAUGUAUACGGUUAAUGGUUGCAAUCCUAGUUAAGAAGACUCCUUUCUUGAUAAGAAAACAAAAUUUCACACUAAUGACUAAAUUUUAUAUUAAAAGACAAGUGUGUGUGUCUGUG
Messenger RNA from Helobdella robusta, 2186 nucleotides. RefSeq lists its product as hypothetical. The record is from RefSeq and is a predicted model, not a curated record. Bases 1 to 1920 code for a protein of 639 amino acids. Gene Ontology annotation, cellular component: plasma membrane. The transcript is spliced from 13 exons. Gene Ontology annotation, molecular function: amino acid transmembrane transporter activity. Gene Ontology annotation, biological process: amino acid transport; transmembrane transport. Lineage: Eukaryota; Metazoa; Annelida; Clitellata; Rhynchobdellida; Glossiphoniidae.